AUGGUUGGUUUUGCGUUUUCCUGGCUUCCAGUCUGCAUCAGCGAUUACGUUGACGCUGAGUACAGGGUACCCUCUUUGCCUCGACAGGUUUACCGUAUAUACGGGUUCUUGAUCUAUUUUAGCAGCACUACCAACCGCUUCAUAUAUGGUGUAACUAACAGGCAUUUCAGGAGAGGAAGUAAAGUUAUUGUGAGGAAAGUAUUUUGUCAGAAAUCAUCCUAAAAGCAAAAAAGAUCCAUGUUUGCCGCACCCAUCUAUUAAAUCGGCCCACCAAUAUCAAGUAAUUAAAGAUCUUCAGUUAAUUGAUUUACUUUAUUAUUUAUGACAAUUGCUAUUCAAGCGAUGUGUUUAAUGAAAGUUUAUUAAUAAGAAAGAGCUGAAAGAGUGUACAGGUCUAUAAACAGAAAGACAGAUUAAAGUAAAUAAUAAUAGUCCUGUUAUGCUGUUACAGGUAUGUAUUUUAAAACGAAGCAAGAAAAAUAUCUUAAAGUAAAUGACGUAAACAAAAGCAAAAAAAGGACACUUUGAGAGUAGAGUAGUUUUCCCCGCCAGUUGACCAAAUCUUUUUUCCUUGAUUUAUCGGCCAAUUUAAGGUUGCACAAGAGAUUUGUUGAAUUUUGUUUUGUAAGAUUGUUGUAGGGUGUUUUGGCUUAUUUUAAUUGGAUACUCAGAGGCUGUGCAAAAAAUCGUUUGAAAUGCCCCCCAAAACAGUCUCAAGGGUAACCUCGAAAUGGGCAUAUAAAAAAAUAAAAAAGGAGACAUUCCUAGAAGGGUACAAGUGAUUAGUAUAGGUAAUAGUAGGAUUUGUAGUGAUAUUUGGCAUAAAUACCACGAGUAAUAUUUCGAAAUUGUUAUACAUAAUUUCACGAGCUCUUAGGCGACUGAAAUUUGAGACAAUUUUGAAAUAUCACAAGUGGUAUUUAUGCCAAAUAUCACGUACAAAUUAUGCUAUUAUUUGUUUAUACUACUACCUGUAAAGGGUUUGUAAUUUUCACAUGUAGGUAUUUCAAAUUAAGCUGAAAUAUCACUGCUCUAAGCCAAUCAAAUUGCAGUAAUUUCUUGUGUAGUAGUAUAACAGUAAGAAAAGCACUUUAAUGCAAAGGUAGAGGCAAGACUGACUUCAUGGCACCACCAUCUACUAGUUAUCGAGGUUUUACGAUAUUUUUACAUAAGGAACCCUCUCUACCACAAAAUAAAUAAACAGUAAUAUUUCAUUUCUUUGGCCACUUAUCACACCAUAUGCCACUAAAUCUCUCCUGUUAAAUUGUUGAUCUGCAAAGCAUUUUCCCCAGAAAAAUAGAUGCUCGUUCGGAAGAGACAAAAUGUUGUUUGAAAAUUGCUUAAAACCACUAAAAACUUAUUCUAAAGGAAAAUCAGUCUCACCCGAACGGAAAAAUUAACUCCUGCAGAGCAGAAAAGUGGCCUAUCCGUUCUUUAAAUUCCCAAAUCAUUCAUCGUUUCUCCAGACAGUCUUAUGGUAUAUUGCCGGACAUCGGGAAUUUGAAAAGAAAAUAGCGUAAGUGACCUAGUAAACACCUCUUAUCUAAUUUAUACUACUACAUGAGAAAUUUCUGCAAUUUGAUUGGCUUAGAGCAGUGGUAUUUCAGCUUAAUUUGAAAUACCUACAUGUGAAAAUUACAAACCCUUUGCAGGUAGUAGUAUAAACAAAUAAUAGCAUGAUUUGUACGUGAUAUUUGGCAUAAAUACCACUCGUGAUAUUUCAAAAUUAUCUCAAAUUUCACUCGCCUAACGGCUCGUAAAAUUACGUAUAACAAUUUCGAAAUAUCUAUCACUCGUGGUAUUUAUGCCAAAUAUCACUACAAAUCAUGCUAUUACCUAUACAAACGCCCCCCUUUACGCCGUUAGAAUUGUAUUACAGACGCCCAUCUCUAAUAGACCCUGGGCCGAGUUGAUCGAAGGCCGGUUAGCGCUAACCCAGGGUUAAAUUUUAACCCAGGUUUCUUUUUCUUUUCAUCAAAAGCGUUUUCUCGGAAAAUUUUCUCUAUUCUAUUUAGAGUAUUUAAUCAUCAAAUUGUAGAAAAAAGAAUUAAACUGAAUUUGCAUUUUAAGCUUUCAUAUCUGAAUUCAAAUUUUGUACUAACCCUGGGUUAUGUUAACCCGGCUUUGAACAACCCGGCCCUGGCGUCUAAUAUACGUCCCCUAUGAAAAUUACUCCAAAACACUAGGAAUCAGCAAAAAGGAGUAAAAAUAUUCAAUUUAUUCAAUUUCUUGCUUAAUGCCACGAGGCUUUGCGUAUUUCAUCAUCUUGUUUGGUGUCAAGUUUAAAGUAAGAAUAGACUAACGAUGGCAACACAAUAAUCCUGAACGAGGAUUCUGACAUCGAUGUUGGGACAGACAGGCCAGACGUAUCAAUUGAUGGGUUUGAUAUUCCGCUGUUAUUAAACGCUCUUAAUACUUUACAAAAAGCGUAUUGGUUUUCUUGAGUUUGUUACAUUUAUGAGAACAGACGUCUCUCCCUUUUAAACGCUUUUUAUAUACAAAAAGGCCCCCCUUGGAGCCCUAAAAUCAAAUAGACACCCCGGGCGUUUAUCAGGUCAUUUACGGUAACAGUGCGAGACACCAAGACAGAAGUUAAGGUGUUUUAUUUGCGUUUUGUUGGCUUCCGAUCAGUUUGCAUUGUAUAUUGCUACCUGUUGAAAGUAUACGAGUAGUGUAAAAUUGGGAUUUCUGGCUCAUUUAGAUCUCAAUAGAGAUCCCGGCUUCUGAUUGGUCAAUUCAAAUCAGGAAAUUUCCUGUGCGUUUUCCAUUUGCGAGUCCUCCGACGUACUGACCAAUCGGUGACGCUGCCUCAAAGGAGAAAAUUCGAGCGAGCUAUAUUCAGUACGCAUAAACUAGCUGUUAAUGUAGAUCCUUUAAAAUUUUUCUCAAAAUAAAAAGUUUAAAAGUAAAUGCUUCCAGCCAGGACAUUACGGUUUUGACAAAUUAAGUCAUAAAAUUUCAUAUCAUCAUAUUGAUAAAGCAUCAAACCAUUAGCUAGUAGACGGAUUUAUGAUCAAAAUUUUAAGGGCGAAAAUGGUAUGUCGUUGUAGUACUUUCUCUCGUUCCGUCUGAGCCUCCACAAUCCAUACUUGGUACAGUUCCCAAGCUUUUAAUCCUACACAAAGGGUAAAUCCUACACAAUCCUACACAAAUGGUGACAUGGUGUAAUGGCGUAAUCCUACACAAAUGGUAAAUAUGGCGUUGUAUUACUUUCUCUCGUUUGGUUUGAGCCUACGGUUCCUCCGGUGCUUUUAAUCCUACACAACGGGUUUGCUCUUUUGACAAACAAGAAAGCUUAAAAUUCUGUGUAUACGUGAUGCGGAAAUGCUUUCAAGACUGCCUAAGAACAGGCCGCGAAAAAAAGGUGGGCACUAACGGCAGUUGAGUGUUACACCUGCCGGCAUAGCUAAGUGUAUCAAUACCGGCUGUAAACACACACUUAAAUGUCUCUCUGUAGAAACUUGUUUUGACAAGGACAACAGUAGAAACAAGGACCUUUUAUGUUAAUUAAGGUAUAAUUUCUGAAAAUACAAAUCCAAUAUAAAAUUUUUGAGAUAAACCAUACCGCGCUGUAAUCGACAUCUUCUGUGUGCGUGACCGGAGUGUAAAUGUUGAAUUCGGAGAUUUAGAUAACCCAGGGAGCAAAAGUCAAAUUUUACAAAAGAACAAGCUAGAUUUAUUUACUUGAAAUGCUUUGCGCUUUAAAAGCUGAAAAAUAAUUAUUGACAUUAAGAUACUGAUUUGGUUGUCCCUUGAAUCAGUCCGGCUUCAUUAUCAUCAAACAUGAACACUUCGCUUUUUCAUGCGCUUUACACGAGACCAAUUCACUUGAUAUGGAUUGAGACCUUUCUAUUUGUGGUCAUAAACGUGGCGGCUUUUAACGGAAAUCUCUUCGUUUGUUAUGCUGUAUACAGGAACAAGAGACUUCGCACGAUCCCAAAUAUAUUCGUGGUAGCACUGGCAGUCAGUGACAUCUUGAUGUCGACUUGUUGUGUGCCGUUUUCAGUUGCCUUACUUGCUCGCGGCCGUUGGAUCUUUGGUGAUAUUUUGUGCCAGUUUCAUGGCUUUGGUGUUCUUACGUUUGGCCUGACGUCUCUUCUCACCAUGGCAAUAAUUGCAGUUAGCAGAUAUUUCUGUGCGAAAAAACCAGAAAGAUACGUCGUUUUAUUUAAGGCAAGAAACACUUUGGCGUACGUCGGCGUCGUGUGGUGUGCCGCUUUAACUGGAUCUGUGCCUCCGUUCUUGUUUGAAAAAGGCGGAUUUGAGUUCCAAGCAGGAAAAGCAAUGUGCCUGUACACGUUUCAAACCAACAUUGCGUUUACCGCUUUUAUUGAAUGUGUGUAUGUGGCAACACCCUUUUUGCUGAUCAUAAUCUGCUAUGUCAAAGUGUUCUACACAGUUUCAUUGACAAAACGAAUCUUUGCAGCUAGAAACAACCUCCCAAAGUUAAGAGCGAACAUAGAAGAAACGAAAGUUACUAAGACUUUAGGGGCGGUAAUAGUUAGUUUUGCGUUUUGCUGGAUUCCAGUUUGCGUCAUCGAUUACGUCGAUGCUGCGCUCAGGAUACCCACUUUGCCUCGACAGGUGUACCUGACUUACGGGUUCUUAGUUUAUUUGAGCAGCGCAAUCAACCCCUUCAUAUAUGGUGCAACAAACAGGCAUUUUAGGAGAGAGGGUAAAGUUAUUCUAGGAAAGUUACUU
This is a messenger RNA of Porites lobata, 4701 nucleotides long. The record is from the annotation of a GenBank genome assembly. Lineage: Eukaryota; Metazoa; Cnidaria; Anthozoa; Scleractinia; Poritidae.